AUGGUCCGAAUCAAGCACCGCUACCUCCUCCUCCACAUCCUCCACCCCAACCCAACAACAUCCACCACCAACAAAACCACCAACUCCUCCAAAGAACAAGCACCCCCCAUCCCCUGGGGCCCUCUCACCUUCCACCGUCCCACGCCCGACAAACUUCUCACCCCACCCCUCCUCCUCAAACUCAUCAAAGACUCCCUCAGCACACUCUUCGGCGAGCUCGCGUCCGGUCAAAUUGCCUCUUCAUUACAAAUCAAAUACUGCAGCGCAGCGACAUCUACUGCGAUUGUGAGAGUUGCGAGAGCGAAUUAUCGAAUGGUGUGGGCUGCUUUGAGUUUUGUGACGAGACUUUCUCCUCUUCCUCCCUUGUCGGUGACGAAGCCGCCGGGAGGGAUGAUGGAGGAGGAAGGGGUGGUGGUGGUGCGGGUGGUGAGGGUUAGUGGGACGGUGAAAAAGUGUGAGGAGGAGGCGGUGAGGAGG
Molecule: messenger RNA, 477 nt
Organism: Sphaerulina musiva SO2202
Lineage: Eukaryota; Fungi; Ascomycota; Dothideomycetes; Mycosphaerellales; Mycosphaerellaceae
Product: RNase_P_Rpp14-domain-containing protein
Exons: 1
Biological process (GO): tRNA 5'-leader removal
Cellular component (GO): ribonuclease P complex
Molecular function (GO): ribonuclease P RNA binding
Source: RefSeq, a predicted model, not a curated record